Anolis carolinensis (green anole) is the source of this 4437-nucleotide messenger RNA. RefSeq names its product secretagogin, EF-hand calcium binding protein (gene scgn). Gene Ontology annotation, molecular function: calcium ion binding. Gene Ontology annotation, cellular component: terminal bouton; cytosol; nucleus. Gene Ontology annotation, biological process: regulation of presynaptic cytosolic calcium ion concentration; regulation of long-term synaptic potentiation. The transcript is spliced from 11 exons. The coding region runs from base 975 to 1796 and encodes 273 amino acids. Lineage: Eukaryota; Metazoa; Chordata; Lepidosauria; Squamata; Anolidae. The record is from RefSeq and is a predicted model, not a curated record.
GCUGUGUGGAAGGUACCUUGGACAUCUGGCAACUCUCGCUCCAUGUAUUGCUGGAGUCUGCCUUGCAGGAUCUUGAGCAUUACCUUACUGGCAUGGGAAAUAAGUGCCACUGUACAGAAGUUUGAGCAUUCUUUAAUGUUUCCCUUUUUUGGUAUGGGGAUAUAAAUUGAUUUUUUCCAAUCUGAUGGCCAAUCUUGUGUUUUCCAUAUUUGCUGGUAUAUGGCAUGCAUCACCUUAACAGCAUCACCUUCCAAGAUUUUAAACAGCUCAGCCGGGAUCCCAUCGUGUCCUGCUGCCUUGUUGUUAGCAAUGCUUCUUAAGGCCCAUUCAACCUCACUCCUCAGGGUGUCUGGUUCUAAUUCACUCACCACACCACACCGUCAAAGCUAUCCUCUAUAUUAUUAUCCUUCCUAUACAGAUCUUCUGUAUAUUCUCGCCACCUAUUCUUGAUCUCUUCAGCUUCUGUUAGGUCCCUGCCAUCUUUGUUUUUGAUCAUGCCCAUUUUUGCCUGAAAUUUGCCUCCGAUGUUUCUGAUUUUCUGGAAGAGAUCUCUUGUCCUUCCUAUCCUAUUGUCUUCUUCCACUUCGACUGAGCAGCAGCAGGAGGAGGAGGAACUGGGACCCAAAGUGAAAUCACUGAAUGGGAGAUAAGAAGGGAGAACUGUGUUCCUUUUGGGUGGCCACUAAAGCCUGGCUGGAGAGAAGUGAAACUUUGGCCAAAGUGGAGGAGGUUUCAGCGGCAGUGGCUGCAACGUUUCCUGGGAUUAAUUGCUUUUUUUUUUUUUUUUUUUGCUGUUUUGCUCCGACCAGACAGCAGGUGGGAGCCAGGGAGGGCUGGGCGUGCCUUCUAGGAGGGCCCUUCCUCCUCCUCCUCCUCCUCCUCCUCUUUAGCACUCCAGUUCCGUUCCCAAACCUGGAGCAGCCUCGCCGCCGGGUCCCCUCUUGAGCCCUGAGCCGCACCUCUCCUCCAGCACCAUGGACAGCGCCCCUCUGCAGGACCUCGACGCCGCCGGCUUCCUCCGCCUCUGGCAGCACUUCGACGCCGACGACAACGGAUACAUAGAAGGCAAAGAGCUUGAUAACUUUUUCCAUCAUCUCCUAAAGACACUGGGCAGUGAGAGCACCAUCACAGAAGAAAGGGUUCGGAAAGUGAAAGAGCAAUUUAUGUCAGCCUACGAUGUAACUGCAGAUGGACGCUUACAAAUACAAGAGCUUGCAAAUAUGAUCCUGCCAGAGGAUGAGAACUUCCUGCUGCUUUUCCGAAGAGAAACACCUCUGGACAACAGUGUGGAGUUCAUGCGGAUCUGGCGACAAUAUGAUGCGGAUUGCAGUGGUUUUAUUUCUGCUGGUGAGCUCAGAAACUUUCUCCAAGAUCUCUUCCGGCAACAUCAGAAAACUAUUUCUAAGGCAAAGCUGCAGGAAUAUACUGAUACUAUGAUGAACCUCUUUGACAAAAACAAGGAUGGACGACUGGAUUUGAAUGACCUGGCAAGGAUCUUGGAUCUUCAGGAAAAUUUUCUCUUUCAGUUUAAACUAGAUGCUUGUAGUGCAGAAGAAAGGAAGAGAGAUUUUGAGAAAAUCUUUGCACACUACGAUGUUAGUAAGACGGGUGCACUGGAAGGCCCAGAGGUGGAUGGAUUUGUAAAAGACAUGAUGGAACUUGUCAAGCCCAGCAUUAUCGGCCCUGACUUGGACAAGUUCCGGCAGAUCCUGCUUCGCCAUUGUGAUGUGAAUAAGGAUGGGAAAAUUCAAAAAUCUGAGCUUGCCUUGUGUCUGGGAAUUAAACCUUCCCCAUAGACCUGAAUAUACUUCUUCUGUGGUUUGCCAAUUAUUGUCUUUUGUGGAAGCCUGCUGGUAACUGGUAGAAUAUUAUCAGUGCUGUGUUAAUGAUCUCUGUUGUGCUGAACAUAGAAGACAGGGGGGACUCACUGUGGAUAUGAAUAUUCAUGUGCAGGAUGCAGCUAAAUUUAAAAAGUAAAAAAACAAGAUGUGAAGAGCAGUAUCACGCUCCCUGCUGCUUCAGGGGAGAUGUUGUCUGCAAGAUUUCUUACUCAUUGUAAAAGCAUGUAUCUACAAAUUUAGUCUUUUAUAAACACAUGUGGCUAUUGUAUCAGGAGUGCUGUUUCAGGAUAUAAUACGACCUCCAUAUCCACAUGGCAUAUAUUUCUGGGCUUUGUGUGAAUACAUGAAACUGCAGAAAAUAGUGAACACAUUUAUUUUCAAUGGGAAAAGUGAUUGAGAUAUUGAGAAAAUGAUACAGUGAGUAAGUGAAACUAUGGAUUAAUGAAAGCACAUUGGCUCUGUGGAUAGAAAGGCUUUAAAUGUGACAGCAUUCCAUUCCUUAGUCCACAUCUGUCAUGAAUACUUUUUAAAGGAAGAUUCUUUUUAUUGCAAUUUUCGGUAUGAGAGGAUAUAUCAGAACUUUUACACUUUUACACAAACAUUGGAAUACAGACAUACAGAUUCUUUAUAACUACAGUAGAGUCUCACUUAUCCAACAUAAACAGGCCGGCAGAACGUUGGAUAAGCAAAUAUGUUGGAUAAUAAGGAGGGAUUAAGGAAAAGCCUAUUAAACAUCAAAUUAGGUUAUGAUUUUACAAAUUAAGCACCAAAACAUGUUAUAAAACAAAUUUGACAGAAAAGUAAGUUCAAUACGAAAUAAUGCUGUAUAGUAAUUACUGUAUUUACGAAUUUAGCACCAAAAUAUCAUGAUUUAUUGAAAACAUUGACUACAAAAGUGCAUUGGACAAUCCAGAACGUUGGAUAAGCGAGUGUUGGAUAAGUGAGACUCUACUGUACAUGCAUUCAUAUUAAAGGCCUCUGUAUGUGCUUUCAUUUAUCCAUAGUUUCAAACAACCUACAGUUACAUUGGCUAACAAAGGGGAAUUCCAUUUUUACUCUGCAUUCACAUUACCCAUACACAUUCAUUCAUCCUGAUUCAUACAUCACAAUUUCUCCCACUGUCUCCUGGAAAAGAACAUCUCUUAGGCCAGGCUGCUUCCUUACAAAUCUGCUACUUCACAAUUCCAAAACUUCUAAAAUGCCAAAAUGCAUCCUCUUUCCCUAAGAGCAAUGCCAAGGAUCAGAAACUGACUCCCUAUAGCAGAACUGACUCCGUGAAUAUAUUCAUGAUUUGAAAAUCACACUCCUUUCUCUUUCCUUGAGAAAAGGAGCCAAGUCUCCAGAAUCCUGCUUUCCCAUAGCAGAUCUAACCCUAACCCAAAUACACAAUCUCUCUCCUUCCCAAGGAGCAGAGCAUGGCGGGUGAACAGCAUCACUAUCUCUCACACUUUUGGAAUAUUAGAAGGUCUCUUAUAUAGAAAUAUUUUUUGCUGAUGUUGUUCCAAAGUUGUAAAUAAAUGAUAGAUUUUUUUUCAGCCUGAAACAUCCUGGUUUAAUCUCAGUUCCUGGACAGAAGUUGAAUCUUCAGAUAAUUAACCAUUGUGUUCUGGGUUUGACUUGAAAGAGCAUUGUCUUUGACUAAUGCAAACAGAGAUAAUUUCCUUUAGAGUUAAUCCAGUUUCCGGUCAGCAGAUGCUGACAGAUGUAAACAUUUUUCUUAUCACUAUCACGGUUCGUAUCACAGUAGACAGGUCAACCAUUUCAGUUCUCAUUAGCAGGUUUAAAUUACAAUUCACCAAGCAGGUAGUUAAUGGUUUAGUCAUUCAAGGCCUUAGUCUUCAGAAUGGUGUCUCCAAAACUAUUAACUCUCAUUCAUUCAUUCCUUUCAUUCAGUUCAUUCAUAUCCACACAUAAUAAAUCCACAUUUAUCAAAUCUAUACAUCAUUUUUAUCCAUGACACAUCCCUCAAGCAAUACCACUUUGUUUCUUUUAAAUAUUCCAUGUUAGUAACAUUGGUGUGACAUAAGGAAUUUACUACAUUAUUUUUCUCUUUUACAAAAGCAUAGCUCGGGGAAGCUCAUUUUGAAAAAAACAAAAAGAGAAGAGAGGCUCUGUCUCCAUUACUGACAAUUUGACACUCCUCUACACCCAAAAACAGUGGCUGUGCUAUAUUGGACUGAUUUGGACAUAAAUCUUAUUGUUAGUCUCAACAUGAGCAGAUCUAGCAAAUCAGCAGAAUUUAUCUAUGUGUUGAUGCACUGUUUACUAACCGAUUCAAUAGGUUUGCUCUAGCUAGGAGUGAUCACCAGGGUCCCAUUACAAUCCAGUUGCUUUCCUUCUGAUGCAACCAUCUGUCUUCUAUGGUGUCCACCUGUCGAUUGGCAAGGCUUCCACUCUAUUUUUUCAAGCUUUUUCAACUCUAAAUGUCUCAAUACGAGAUUCUAUCAAUUCUUAAUGUAUCUUCCUUUUGUUUAUCAUGUGAUUUUCAGAAUAUCAAUGCCUUUUUCUCGGUGGUUUUUGCAAUCUUAAUUUCUAUUUUGUAUGCAAUGUAAAUCCAAUAUUAUAUGCAUAAUCCAUAAAAAGUCGUUGCAGCUAU